AAACGCUUUUUGAUUGCAAUUACUAAUUUUGGUUAUUUGAAAUGGACGAGAUUUCGAUAGCGAAUGAAGAGGUGAAAGUACCAACAAAGAGCAAAUCGACAGUGGGAAGAAUAUCAAGGCUAUUCCAAAAGAAAAAUAAAAAGCCUUUGACUACAUCUGCUUCAACGUUAUCACUUUCGCCGUCAACGGUUGAAUUACCUUUAUCGAAACAAUCUACUUAUCAGAGUUUCGCAACAGGGUCACAGAUUAGCUUUCAACAACAAUAUACUGAUCAAGACGGAAAUUCUUACUUGGAACCUCGACAAAGCGUUGCUACUGACAAUAACAAUAUCAACAGUACCGACUCGAAUAUAAGUCUUGAUGCAGUAUCUAUUCACUCUGCUCUAAAUUUAACCAGAAAUACAUCUAUUACGAGCCGGUUAUCGUCAGCAGUAGCAGCAAGACCAACGCCACCAAUAGAUAUAAAACAGAAAAUACAACAACAGCGACAGUUAUUACGGGAUUUAGAAAUACAAAAACGACAUUAUACCCACGAAGCCGAGAAACUAAAAGAACGACUUGAAAAAGCUCAGGAGAAACUAAAACAACGAACGCAUGAUAUGGACAUUUUGAAGAAUAAUUACAGAAUGCAUUUACGAUCAGUACGUUGUUCGGAUGAUGAGCCUGCCUCUAUCGGUCAAAAAUUACUUAUCCUCAGGCAACGAAUACAUGACCUAGCAUCAGAAAUCCUACCUUAUGCCGAUCCCUCUCUUGCAACAGAAAAACUAUCUACCUUAUGGAUCAAUCUGGGCCCUUUUAUUGAGCGAUUAGGAAAACCUUUAUCGCCUCAGCGUAUACAGAUGCUCACAGAAAAGUUUAUAAUGGAUGUAUUAGUUCAAAAUUUGAAUAUUCAUACCUUUCCAGGGUUUUCGUGUAAUUCUCAAUUCGCAGAAUUACAAACAUGGUUUGAUCAAUAUGACCCAUCUUCAUUUUUUUCAACGCGAUUACGUCAAGAAUUAUCAAUGGUCGUGGUGCAACAGAGGGAUACAGCAGAAGAUAUUCAUCGAGUAUGGAAAAAUUGUGUUGAACGGAACUGGCAUCAUCUUUAUAAAGGUUUACAAAAGGUGUAUCCGUGUUUUCUGACGCCGCCUACUAGGGCAUCGACAGAUAGCAAUAGUACUAUAAUAACCGCACAGAGUAAUGAAGGCAGAAGAGCUUCCACCACUAUGACAGCAGAUGAAUAUAGCAGAAAGUUAUAUGAUCUCGUCAAAUAUACCAUGAGUUUAGGGUCAGCCAUAAAAGGUCAAGAAGUGCCCAUCACAGCGAUGGAUGUCCGAGAAGGAGAACAGCUUUUUGAUCCAAACUUCAUGGAAGAUGAAGAUAAACGGAUUGACGGUGUUAUCGCAUUCUGUGUUUCUCCCCCAUUUGUUAUGAAAUUGGAUAAUAAUCGAUAUGAGCCCUUAUUGAAAGGGAGAGUGCUUUGUUUCCCAAGAGCCAGCACCACAUCUUCAAAUAUACCAGUAUCUGCGCCAGAAAAGCCUCUUCCAGCUAUAAUCAUAUCGAAAGAUAAACAAUAACAUCACCAUCCACCUUUUUAACUAUUCUGCUAUACUUGACUUUAUUGACGCUUUUGUAAAGCAUAAUAAAUACAGAUUUACUAGUACGCGAUUAGCCAUACGACUACAAAAAUAUAGGGGGGUGAUUGAUUCAUUUGCAUACCCUAAAAUGGGAAGUUCAUGUAUUGGAAAUAGAUCUUUGCUUUCUUCUUUGAUGGAAGAACAGGUUGUAUGAAGUUGAUCGUAUGCUACCCGAUAACUUGAGAGUAUAAUCUUGGUACUAACUCGAUCGGCACGGUUCACGCUUCCUGACCGAAAUCCCAGAAACAGCUCAAUCAAAAUGACAUGCUUGAGUUCAUACGAUGCUCUUCCUUUUUUUUUUUUUUUUUUU
Messenger RNA from Mycotypha africana, 1926 nucleotides. RefSeq lists its product as uncharacterized. Lineage: Eukaryota; Fungi; Mucoromycota; Mucoromycetes; Mucorales; Mycotyphaceae. The record is from RefSeq and is a predicted model, not a curated record. The transcript has 2 exons. The coding region runs from base 42 to 1556 and encodes 504 amino acids.